CGGCGGCGGCGCCGCGGGAGCGGGCGGGCGGCGGGCGGCGGGCGGGCGAGCACACAUCCCGCACGUAGCAGGCGUAUUAAUCAGCGCGGGGCCAUCUGCCGCCCCGCUCCUUAAAGCGGGCGGGGGCUGGCGCCCGCCGCCGCCGCUCCCGCACGGCUCCCCAGUAGAGCAGGCUGCUCGCACGGCGGCGGCAGCUGCAGCAGUAGCGGCAGCGCGGGGCUCCGUCGGCGCCGCUGUCCCCGCGGUGCCCGGCCGCGGAGCUGAGCGCAGCCCGGGCGGCCGCCGGGGAAGUUUUGUCCCGGUCUGACCCGGCCCCGAGCGGCGGCAGAGCCCCCGCUGAGCUCGGCCUGGCGCCGGCGGGCGUCGCCUCCCGAGGCGUCCCCGCCGCGCCAUGCCGCUGGGGCACAUCAUGCGGCUGGACCUGGAGAGGAUCGCCCUGGAGUACGUCGUGCCCUGCCUGCACGACAUCGGCUUCUGCUACCUGGACAACUUCCUGGGGGAGGUGGUGGGGGACUGCGUGCUGGAGCGGGUGAAGCGGAUGCACCGCGACGGGGAGCUGGCCGAUGGGCAGCUGGCCGGCCCCAGCCGCGGCGUCGCCAAGCGGCACCUCCGCGGCGACCAAAUCAAGUGGAUCGGGGGCACGGAGGAGGGCUGCGAGGCCAUCAACUUCCUCCUCACGCUCAUAGACCGCCUGGUGAUGUACUGCGGGAGCCGGCUCGGCAAGUACUACGUGAAGGAGCGCUCCAAGGCCAUGGUCGCUUGCUAUCCUGGAAAUGGAACUGGGUAUGUUCGUCAUGUGGACAAUCCAAAUGGUGACGGGCGCUGCAUCACCUGUAUUUAUUACCUGAAUAAGAACUGGGACUCCAAGCUGCAUGGUGGAAUUCUUCGGAUAUUCCCAGAAGGGAAGUCCUAUGUAGCAGAUGUUGAGCCGAUUUUUGACAGGUUGCUUUUUUUUUGGUCAGAUCGAAGGAACCCACAUGAAGUCCAGCCUUCUUAUGCAACCAGGUAUGCCAUGACUGUGUGGUAUUUUGAUGCUGAAGAAAGAGCAGAAGCCAAAAAAAAGUUCAGGAACUUAACUGACGCAAGGAAAAGAGAAGCAGCUCUUAAUGAAGAUUAAUCAACUGUUUCUGAAGUUUCUGAACUUUGUGAAGAAAUAAGAUCCCAAAGAUGACUUCCAUUUCCAGUGGAUCAUGACACGUUCUUGUUAUGCACAAGAAUGCACUGGUUGUGUCUCUGUCUAGUGUGUGCAUCUUACAUUGACGGUACUUAAGGCAGCCUCCUGUCAUGCCCUGCAUCUGGCAGAAGGAACCCUUGUUUUCUGUUUACCUUUUGCUGGAAAAAAUAACCAGGGUAUUAAUUUAAAAAAAAAAAAAAAGGUAGUGGCUCAGCCAACUGGCUUUUGAUCACUUUGUAAGCAAGAUAACAAUCAUUGGAACUAGUGGGAAAAACCUGAGUCUUAUUUGCACUUUAUAGAAAAAAAAAAGAAAAAUCUAGCUCAACGGGAAGGAGCUUUACAAGUUUAUAAUCUGUGGCAGACUGCUGAUGGCAAGGAGAGAGAUUGGAAAUGUGAUACUAAAGUGGAUUUUUGUAGAGUGUCAUUUAUGGUAUGUCCUAGCUGAGCCUAUCGAUGGACUGCUCAUUGCUUUGCUGUGCAGAACGUUGGCUCAGCUCUCCUGUAGCAUGACUUUCCAAACAGACUUUUGUAUUCAGUCAUCGCAUUUCCUGGAGUUUGAUCACUUUUUUGAAAAGUCGUGUUAGAGCUGUGCAGUUGCACUGCCCUUUCUGUCCCAGGCUGGAGGGGGAAGUGCUUAUGCAUCUGUCCACAGCUUUGUAAAACCAUUUCCUUUCUGUUCUGAGCUGGAUUGGUUUUGUUUUCUAUUUUCACUGUUUGGUAAAGCAGCUAUUACCUCCCAAAAGUCUGAACUUGGAAGGCUGAUGGCACACAGUGUGUUGGCACUAAAGGCCAACAGUAUGCGGAGUUUGUCAUUUUAAUGAUUUCUCCAUCUACUAUAUCUUGUAUGACAGAUGUGAAUCUGAAAUGAAAAGAUGUCUGGCAGUCUGACAAACAUGAAUAAUGGUUGACUUAGACUUGAUUUCUAUGCUGCUUAUCCUUAGUUAACACAUUUGUUUAUUUUUGCAUGUGUAUGUAAUUUCAAUGAAACAGUGAUUCCGUUUCAGUUGGUCUUCUAUGCCAGGUAACUAUUUCUGUUAUGCUCAAGCCAUGAGAGAUACAACAGAUUAGAGUUAUUCAAUUGGCAGAGCACUUUUUUCCUCCAUUAUUUUUCAGAACUUAUUAACUCAGCAGUUGCUCAUCGAGUCCAUCUCCUAUCUGCCUAAGCUUCUACAACCAGCACUUACUAUGCAGUUCAGAACAGCUCUUAAUGAAGCUGAGAGCUAGCUGUGGAUGUAUUUAUCACUCACACUAAUUGUUCUCAGCCUAAUACGCUCACUGAUACACAUGCACUUGCAUUUAUUUCUGUCUCAGGUUGUCAGUGUACAUCAGGCCCUACUAUUCCAGAUCCCUUCUUUGGUGUCUUGUAUUUUUGUGCCACCUGCCCACAGUGGCAAAGGUGGUCUGCCCAAGCUGCCAGUCCCUGAACCAGUCCAGCACACCGUGCUGGUAACGGGCUUGAGUCUGUUGCACCUCGGCUAGGGAAUGAGCAGUAAGCAUGCAAUGGCUGCUAUUAACCUGUACUGACAGAAGGGUAACAGCUACAUAGGACAGAAAAGAAAUAAAUUCCUGGA
Cygnus olor (mute swan) is the source of this 2745-nucleotide messenger RNA. It is a transcript of the gene EGLN3, whose product is annotated as egl-9 family hypoxia inducible factor 3. Gene Ontology annotation, biological process: peptidyl-proline hydroxylation to 4-hydroxy-L-proline; cellular response to hypoxia. Bases 392 to 1117 code for a protein of 241 amino acids. The record is from RefSeq and is a predicted model, not a curated record. The transcript is spliced from 5 exons. Gene Ontology annotation, cellular component: nucleus; cytoplasm. Lineage: Eukaryota; Metazoa; Chordata; Aves; Anseriformes; Anatidae. Gene Ontology annotation, molecular function: L-ascorbic acid binding; peptidyl-proline 4-dioxygenase activity; ferrous iron binding.